Messenger RNA from Grus americana (Whooping crane), 5374 nucleotides. RefSeq names its product ring finger protein 152 (gene RNF152). Lineage: Eukaryota; Metazoa; Chordata; Aves; Gruiformes; Gruidae. Gene Ontology annotation, molecular function: ubiquitin protein ligase activity. The transcript is spliced from 2 exons. The record is from RefSeq and is a predicted model, not a curated record. Bases 741 to 1352 code for a protein of 203 amino acids. Gene Ontology annotation, cellular component: lysosomal membrane; lysosome. Gene Ontology annotation, biological process: negative regulation of TORC1 signaling; protein polyubiquitination; positive regulation of autophagy.
CACCCCGCGGGCAGGCACGGCGGCGGCGGAUGGCGGCAAGGUCAGUGGGCGCCCCCUCCCCGCCGGCGGGGCUCCCCUCCCGGCCGGACCCCUCGCGGGGGGGCGCCGGGCGAUGCUCGUGUGUGGUAGAUCCAGCGGCGGGGCUGGCGCUUUCCCUCCUCCCCUUCCCUGCGCGGCGGCGGGGAGCGGGGCCGGCGCGGAUGCCCCCCGCCACGCCUUUCUCCCGCCCGGGCGAGGGGGAGACGCGGGUUUCGUAACCGACUGCCCUGCCUGGCCCCGCCGCGCACGGCUCGCUGCGGGCAGAGCAGGGCUCCGCUGCCGCCGCCGCCGCUUCCCGGCUCCGCCGCCGCCGCCCGGAGCUCCCCCCGCGGCGCCCGUCCCCCUGCGGGGAGGGCGAAACCAGGCGCGAUGCAAGGUCCAGGUGAUCCGCCGAAACGUGCGCGGGGCUGCCCGCUGCCCGCCGCGUCCCGGGAGGGUGGCGGGGCGCGAAGGUUACUUUGAAACCGGGCAGGGUUGCGCCUGCAUCGCAUCAGCGUUGUUUCAAGCGGAGGAGGGUUACCCUUGUGCUUCGUGAGCAAGUACUGAAAGGUUCAGGUCGGAGGUUUUCCUGUGCUCUCCAUAGCCGCUGCCUGGUGCUGCCCUGAGGAGAAGCGGCGGGAAGGCGGGCGCUGCCCCUCAGCCGCGGAGCGCCAGGGUGAGGCUCCUCACGAGGCCUGCGGUGCCUCUCUGCACCGGCCGCCAUGGAGACCCUGUCCCAGGACUCUCUGCUGGAGUGCCAGAUUUGCUUUAACUACUACAGCCCCCGCCGGCGGCCCAAGCUGCUGGACUGCAAGCACACCUGCUGCUCCGUGUGCCUGCAGCAGAUGAGGACCAGCCAGAAGGACCUGCGGUGUCCCUGGUGCCGUGGGAUCACCAAGCUGCCGCCGGGGUACUCUGUAUCGCAGCUUCCCGAUGACCCCGAGGUGAUCGCUGUCAUUGCAAUACCCCACACCUCGGAGCACACCCCCGUCUUCAUCAAACUCCCCAGCAAUGGGUGCUACAUGCUGCCCUUGCCCCUCUCCAAGGAGAGGGCGCUACUGCCAGGAGACAUCGGCUGCCGCCUCCUGCCCAGCAGCCAGCAGAAGUCCCUGACAGUGGUGACGAUCCCAGCAGAGCAGCAGCCGCUGCAGGGCAGCCUCCCCACCGAGGCAGGAGUGGAGGAGCCGGACCGGAGAGGCGUUGUGAAAAGCUCCACCUGGUCGGGGGUUUGCACUGUGAUCCUGGUGGCCUGCGUCCUGGUCUUUCUCCUGGGCAUCGUCCUCCACAACAUGUCGUGCAUUUCCAAGCGCUUCACGGUGAUCUCCUGCGGCUGAGGCGGGGAGGGGGGUGUGCUCCCCCGGGGGUUGGGUUGUUGGUGGUGGUGUGGUGGUGGGAUUGAGGGAGACAAUUCACCGCAGCUUUGCCCAAUGACUGCAGAAUGCUGUGCACCGGGGCAGUGGUGCGCCGGUGUGACAUCAGGCCUCUCGGCAGCGUGUGGAGAAAAUCACGUCCCGUGUCUGGCGGCAACGGCACUGAGGGAGGACUGCAUGCAUCACCAUAAUCAUUUAUCAAAGGGACCGCAACUUACAGUGAUUUUUUUAUUGUGUUACAAGAUUAAAGACAUCUAUGUAGCUGGUUAUACUGUAAAGUAUACGGUAUGAGCUCUUCUCUAAACACAGUAGAUUAAAAUCAAAACUGCUCCAUGUAGAAUUAAAAGGAGAAUUGGCACAUGACUCUGUACAAGAUGUUCAAUACCAGUCCACACAUGAAUUAUUUUUUAAUGAGGGGGGAGGGAGACUUGUAAAACCAAGAAAUCAUUUAGCUGGUAAGGCAUUUUAUAUAUUUUAAACUGCACAUUAAUUAAACCAAGUUAGGCAGUUGUACAAUAGUUUUUAAAAGGAAAUGUUUUACAAGCAAUCAUUUUGUUCUGUGGUGUGUGUGUUUUUGCCUCUGUUUUUCCCCAUUUUUUUCAGCUACAGGGAAGUGGCACUUCCAGCAUCUUUUAUUUAAAGGAGCUUCCAAGCAGGGAAGCAAAGUGGGCUAGGAGGAAUACCUAAAAAUGCAGCCAAAACACUUUUGCCUAACCAGCUUCACACAAAGGAUGGCUUUGAAUGGUAAACAUUGAACAAACUGUUUUACCUCCAGUCUUGCAGCAGGGCUUCCUGACAACCUGGCCUGCAUAGGCAUUAGUGAAGAAAUGAGUCAUGAGAAGUCCUAGCACUCCUCCUGCAAGGAUGUGUUAGCAAAUUGUUCUCCUUUUUCUUUUUCUAGAAGUUGGCUUUUCUCAAUUGUUUUUAAAGAGUUUAGACCUAUUUUGCUUCCCUCCUUGAAUGGUGUGACAGAGGAGUUGCUCUAAGGAAGCCUCACCAUCCCAACUGAGACCAAGGGCCCUUACAUGCCAUCAUCUAAUAAGAGGCAGUGACAUAGCUGGGAGGAGAACUUAGGCCAGCCUGACCCUGGGCUGCUACUCCUAAACCGCUGUGGCUGUCCUGGUGUCAAAAUGUUGGUGAGCAUAAUGGAGCCUUUUCCCAUAUUACAGUCUUAUGGAUGUUGGUGUUCGUAAGGACAGAUUUGAAAAAAACACAGAAAGUGUCUCCCUCCACCUGUGAGUGUCAUGAAACCCCAGUCAUUUGCGGUUCACUUCUUGGAAAGAGCCAAAUUCCUGAACCUUCACUGCAGUAGCACCUUGCUCUAAGCAGUCCCACUAGCUUUAGUAGUACUGCUUGUAAAUAAAAUAGAGCUCAGUGUGAAUUUGGGUAUUUGGCAAGUCUGAAAACUGUGUGAGAUGUACGGAUUGGAUCAAGGGGCACAUGACAGACCUUUAAUAAGACAGAAAAAUCUAUUGAUUUGCACUGCUGCUUUUUGCAAGUACAAGGCGUAACCUCCCUGAAGCGUGAUCUCCUGUCAUCUACCUACUGCUCUUUCUAAUAAUUAAUUAGAUUGCUCAAUGCCAUAUUAUAACACUGGAGAACAUAACUUUGACUAUGCAGUGUUGGCCCUGUAGAUGUUGGUGGUUUUCUGGUUAUGUCACAAAAUCCAGUUGCUGGUUCACAAUAAACGUUCUCAGCUAGGACUUCCGUCAGGAACAUACCUCUAUCUUUGUGCUGGAUUUCUUCCCCUCCCUGUUCCCAAACCACCAUUUUCUUCCUUCAUUCCUGUUAACUGAAGAAUAGCAUAUACGGUGCUUAAUUGUUAUGGUGUGUGUUGGGUCAUGUAUGGAGAGGAACCAUUGUGCUGAUUUUUAUCUACUGUCAUAUGUAUACAUAGCACAGGAAAAAAAUAUCCUCAGAUAACACAUUCAAUGCCUUUUUCGUGCAAGGCCCAUGUGCAGUACGCCUUGAAUCUGGCUUACAAGUAUUGUAAUUACAUGGACACUUCUCCACAGCAUGUUCAAUUUGGUUGCAGUAGGGAACAGCAGGUAUUCCUAACUGUCUCUUGUGAAUGUGCUAGUCUCUUGUUGCCAGUAGGUAGCCAGAUUUCUACUGACAUCCAUGCUACGCUGCUUAUUGUGUAAAGGAAAGCUAGUUCACAAAAAAAUCUUGCCUUUAUAAGACUCUUGAGAACGUGACCAGAUACAGGACUCUACCCUCUACUGCCUUAUCCCCUGUAGCAAUUUCUGGGUGUAACAGGAGCGUAUAGCAUAGCUGGAAGAUGCUCUGAGAACAGCGCUGAUGUAUUUUGCACCAGCUUCUGCAUUGGUUUAUCUGAGUUGUCAAUGACUGCGCAAGAACGCGAGGCAGUCAAAGAGCAGGUCCUGGAGAUGCAGUGCCGAUAAUGUUAACCUCCUUCCGGCCGUACCUGCCCGACUGAGGCUCUUGAGGCCGAGGUUUCUCUGGCCUUGCAAAGAAUGGCUGUCUUGAAAACCACCCUCUUCGUCCCUACAUGGAGGGUGCAGUAUGAAAGAGAAAUCAGAAAUUAGGUUAAAAUACCACACUGCAUAAUGCAUUAUGCAACAGGCAGACCUGGACUUUAUCCGGUAUUAAUGACGUAAGUAUUAUAUUAGCAGAAUACCAUCCUGUAUAACGUAACACAGUACAUUGUUUCGUUAAUAUGAAUUUCCUGUACUUUUUGUGCCUGCUGAAAUGCAUGUUUGACCUAAUUUCUGAUCCAGACAUUUGCCUGCUCACAGCCUUGUGUAAGAGCAAUAAGUAAAACCUCAAGAUUUUUGCCUGCGUGUGCGCGCACGGUGUGUAUGUUCAUUCCUUUUUAUAAAUAGGGAGUUCUGGAGAUGUUUUUGUUCUGGCUUUAGACUGUGACUAUCAUUUUAAAUUUGCAGCUGCCAUAUCAUGUUGGAUCACCUAGCUUUUUUGCUGACUUGUGUAGAAGUGAACUAAAUAGUUUGUUGUAAUGUACAGUGUUAAAAUGUUUCUUGAGUAUGUCGAUAAUCAUACUACUUUAAAAAUGCAGUGCAGUCUGUCCCAUUCCUUGGUCCAAUACCUGGCAUUAAAAAGUGAUACUGCUACAUACACCUCUUAACUUUUUUUUUAAUUUAAUUUUUUUAAAAAAACAGCCAUGUCUUUGUUAUUUUUCUCUGUGGAAAACACAUUUGGACUUGUCAAAAUCAUCAGGUUCUGGGCUAGUUUUUGUUCUCUGGUGUGCAGUAAGAAGUCACUGCCCCAGUUCCACAAAAAAAAAAAAACACUGCACUGUUUGAGCAACCAAAAUUACGCUAAAACUUGUGGGUAAUUACUCAAGCACCUGCAUUUUUAGAGCAAAUUACUCUGAAUGAAUGUGUAUUUAUUUGCUUGUUUAAUGGAAGGAUGUGUGUGUUGGGGUCCAGCUUCAUUUUUGUCCUGGAGGGGCCCAACAUCCAUUUUUGGCUUGUGCUUUCCUGGCAAACAGACUUUAGGGUUCACUCUGUGAAAUUUUGUUUAGUGAAUUUUAAAAAUUCAAAAUAUGCAAUUUUGGUAUGCAGGAUUUUUUUAGGAAUUUGUCUGUUCAGUGAUUGUUCAUGCUUAACCAAGAUGUAAAGGAGCCUGGAUGUUUUGUAAACAUGGAGCAAUCAUGAGUCCAAAGUUUCAUCUUUAUUAAUGAAGCUCAGUCUGAAUAAAACAUUAGCAGGAAAAGAAUGAUAUCAAGUGAGUUAUGGUACCUCUGUUACUUUGCCAUCAAAUGAAGAGCAUGGAAGGGAAUUUGGCAGAAUUGCUCCGUAUUUUACAAGGGGGUGGCUGAAAUUUGAAUCUCGGCGUUUUAAGGCAAAGUGUUAAGUGUGGGUUGUGGUAAAUAGUAAAAGGUUGUUCGUGCUUUAACUACCUUGGAAUACAGAAUUAUAGCUGAUGACUACUGUGCUGCACAUUUUUUUUCUUUUUUCCGUUUUAAUCAGAUGACUUAAAAGUUUUAAGUAAACGUUUCGCUU